Molecule: messenger RNA, 2046 nt
Organism: Didymodactylos carnosus
Lineage: Eukaryota; Metazoa; Rotifera; Eurotatoria; Philodinida; Philodinidae
Source: the annotation of a GenBank genome assembly
AUGCUGACUGUACGUAUUCAAUCAGCAGAGGGUACAAAAAGAAUUGAUCUCCUACCACAAGAUACAUUCGCUAAACUUUAUCAGAAAACUACUGAAAUUUUUACGUUGCAGUCAAACGAUGGUUAUACAUUGUACAAAGAGAAAAAUAAACAGUCGCCAUUACCACGAUCAACAUCAAAAUCAAUACAAAACGCUAUCCAGCAUGGUGAUAUGUUAUAUUUGGUUGUUGAACGAGAUGAUAUUUUACCAACAAUAACUACAAAUUAUGCUUCAUCUCCACGUGGAAUUGGUAUAAAAAAUGAUCCAACGACAACUUCCGGUCCAUCAUCUUCAUCUUAUUCACGUAGUUAUGGCAGUAAUUUUACAAAUGGUAAUAGUUAUGUCGCUGGAUCAGUACCCUACGGUAGCACACAUUCAGAUUAUCAACUAUCAAAAAUUGAUCUUAAAGAAGAUGAAGUUGAUGAGCAAUUAGAUAAGAUGGACGGAAAAAUUGAGCGAAAACGUGAUCCACAAUUAUGCCAUCACAAUGUACACGGUAAAUGUAUUCAUUGUAUACCAAUCGAACCGUACGAUGAAGAGUAUUUGCAAAAUCGCAAUCCACCAAUUAAACACAUGUCAUUUCGAGCUUAUAUUAGAAAAUUACAAAGUGCUUCACGCGGCGAUAGAAAUACAUUUGCUAGUUUGGAAAAUAUUAGUUGUUCAAUAAAAGAAAGGUGUAAAACGGGUCAUGCACCAUGGCCCAAAGGAAUAUGCACUAAAUGUCAACCAAAUUCAUUAACUUUAAAUCGACAGCCAUAUCGUCAUGUUGACAAUAUUAUGUUUGAAAAUGGAAACUUAGUUAAUCGCUUUUUAAAUUAUUGGCGUCUAUCUGGUCAUCAACGUAUUGGAUUUUUAUAUGGACGAUAUGAAGUUUAUGAAGGUGUUCCAUUGGGGAUUCGAGCAGUUGUUGCCGCUAUCUAUGAACCACCUCAAGAAACAUCUCGUGAUGGCGUAAAAUUAACUUUUCCUGAUCCACAUGAAGCACUCAUAGAUGAUUUAUCUCGAAGAUUGAAUAUACGUCGUAUUGGCUGGAUAUUUACUGAUCUUUUACCAGAUGAAACAAAACCUGGAAGUGUAUUGCAUCAUCGUGGCAAUAUCGAUUCUUACUUUUUAAGUGCUCAAGAAUGUAUAAUGGCUGGCUGGUUUCAAAAUAAUUAUCCAAAUGUUUGUAAAUAUUCUCCAGAUGGAUUUUUUGGAUCAAAAUUUGUAACUGUUGUUGUUACCGGUGAUUCGACCGGACAAAUUCAUUUUGAAGGUUAUCAAGUAUCAAAUCAAUGUAUGGCAUUAGUGAAAUCAAAAUGUUUAGUGCCAACAUAUGACUCACCUGAAUUAGGUUAUGUUAAAGAAACAAGCUCUGAGCAAUAUGUGCCAGACGUCUUUUAUAAAGAAAAAGAUUCAUAUAAUAAUGAAAUAAUGAAAAUUGGACGACCAUUACCGUUAGAAUAUUUAAUUAUUGACGUACCGACUGGAUUUCCAUCUGAUAUUAACAGUCGUUCAACAUUUAAUGAUUCUAGUCAAUUAGUAAAAACACCAUUUAGCGUAGAAAAUCGAAUGCAAAUUGGAGAAUUACAGGAUAUGAAUACAUUAGCAAAUUAUCUAAAUCAAUUUCAAACAAUUGGUGGUGGUAGUCGAGCAACAACAAUGUCAACAUCCAAAUCUCAAGCAUUCGAUAUAAUGGCCGAUAUUCAUUUUCUAUUGUAUUUAGCAAUAAACGAUAUUAUACCAUUUUCUACGAAUCAUCUUGAUCCAUUAUUAGAUGCUAUUCGUGCAAAUGACACAAGCGGAAUUGAAACAUGGAUGGAAGGUGGUGACUGGCAAACAAUUGUGCAAGUAAUUCAUUCACAAAGUCCUAGUACAUUAACACCGAUGACAAAUGAUGCACGAAUGGAUUAUGAUACGUUUGAUCAACAACAAUCUUCGGCACAAUGGAGUUGUGAGCGAUGUACAUUUCUUAAUUCUGAAUCGUCGACAAAAUGUGAAAUUUGUUCAUUUGAUAAACCACGUUAG